UUCUUUUACUCCACCCUCCACACACUCAUGCUCUGUCUCUCUCUGAGGCUCUGGCACUCCUAACUUGACGUGCUUGUCUAAGGGCACUCCCUGUUUACUUAAAUAGGUCCUUGGACGCAUCUUUUUUGUGUACGUGCCUGUGCUUGUGUGAGGCGAACAUGGCUGAGCCGGUGUCUCCAGAUUACUUCAGCUGCCACCUGUGCGCGAGUCUCCUGAGGGAUCCUGUGGCUAUCCCCUGUGGCCACAGCUUCUGUAUGGACUGCAUUAGUGGCUACUGGAAUGACGCUGACUACACCGGGAUUUACAUCUGUCCUCAGUGCAGAAUCACUUUCACCCAGAGACCUGUGCUCAGACCCAAUGCAACCCUCUCCAAAGUGGCUGAGAAGAUCAAGAAGACAGGCCUGAACCUCAACCUGGUGCCUCCAAGCAACGGGAGCAUUGCUGGACCGACUGAUGUGCCUUGUGACUUCUGCUCUGGAAAGAAGCUCAAAGCUGUUAAGUCCUGCCUCAACUGCUUGGCCUCAUACUGUGAGAAACAUCUCAAGCCUCACUACGAGUCGGCUACUUUCAAGAGACACAAACUGGUGGACGAGCUAGGAAACUUAGACAGAAAGAUCUGCCCGCAGCACCAGAAGAGCUUGGAGCUCUUUUGCCGUACCGACCAGAUGUGUAUCUGCGCUAUCUGCACUGUCAGCGAGCACAAAGGUCAUGAUAUUGUCUCAGCAGAGGCAGAGAGAAGUGAGAAGCAGAAACUUCUUGGAGUGUCCCAAGCUGAGAUCAAACAAAAAUGUCAGCAGAGGACCAAAGAGCUGGAGGAACUAAAGACGGCUGUUGACUCACUGAAGAGCUCAGCUCAAAGGGCCAUGACGGAGAGUAAGAAGAUGUUUGACGAGAUGCUCACUUCCAUCGAGAGGAUGAGGUCGGAGGUCAUCAAGCUGAUCAACAUCAAUGAGAAAGCUGCGUUCAGCCAGGCUGAGGGACUGAUGGAGCGCUUGGAGCAGGAGAUUGAGGAACUGAAGAAGAAGGAGACUGGAUUAAAGCAGCUCUACAGUACUGAGGACCACAUCCACUUCUUACAGAAUUUCAACUAUCUCUGUACACCAACUGAUGAUGGAUUCAUUCCUAAAGUGUCUCUGAACCCAGAUUUUUCAUUCAGUGCCGCAAGGAAAGCUGUCGCAGAGAUCAAGGAAAAGCUUGAAGAACUGGGCAGAGAGGAACUGCUGAAGGUCUCAAAAUCAGUGAAUGAAGUACCUGCUUAUACACUAGAGAACCGUAGCGUUCGAGAGAAAAGCAGCCGAGUCAAAGAAAUCCAAACUGUGGACAGUGCCCCUCCAUCACAGCCCAGGAGCAGGUCUGAGUUCUUAAAAUACUUCUGUCAGCUCCGUCUGGACCCCAGCACAGCUUAUAAAGAGCUCUACCUAUCAGACGGAAACAAGAAGGUGACUCGAACCCGCAACCUGCAGCCCUACUCUGAUAAUGCAGAGCGGUUUGACACCUUCGCCCAGGUGCUGUGUCGUGAGGCUCUGUCUGGUGGCCGCUUCUAUUGGGAGAUAGAGUGGAAUGGAGAAUUUUCUGUUGGGGUGGCCUACCGAGGCAUCAGCCGCAAAGGCAAGGGUCCCCUGUGUUUGCUGGGGUACAAUGAUAAAUCCUGGAGUCUCCUCUGCUCCGACACGGGCUAUUCUGCCUGGCAUAACCGGGUGGACAAAACCAUCAGUGCCCCACAUUCUCCACGGAUAGGGGUCUACCUUGACCACAGCGCAGGGGUGCUGGCUUUCUACAGCAUCGGCGAGACCAUGACAUGCCUUCAUCGCUUCGAGACCACCUUCAGUGAACCCCUUUAUCCUGGGUUUGGGGUUGGAACCUCGGUUAAAAUCUGUCAGCUAAAAUGAAGACUUUGUGAAUAUAUUUUUUAUUUUUACAGAGAGUACAUUUUUUUUAUAUAAUGUGUUUUAUGUUAUUUUCAGUUAUCACUAACGCCAUUGCAUUGUAUUUUACAAAAAGCCCAACAAAAAAGAAAAAAAAAAACAACAACCUGAAAUUGAAUUGCAAAUUUCAGCAUUUCAUUUAGACCUAGACCCAAAGAUAACAAAACGUUAUUCCAUCAUACCAUCAUGUUCUUUUUGUAUUUUUCAAUUAAUAACAUUUUAAAUACUAAACCUUAUAUUUAUCCAAGUACCAUGUGCCAUUGUCCAUUUAGUGUUAAAAAGCUUCAUUAUUCCUCAAAAAUGACCUCUUGAUAUUCCAAUUAAAGUUUUUAUUAACAUGCAAAUGUGUGUUUUUGUUAUAUAUAAAUGCUAACGGAACUGCAAUUUAAAUGGAACGUUUAUUCCAGUAUUAAGAAGAAAAUAAAUCAUUUGGAUGCCAAAUUCAUA
Messenger RNA from Tachysurus fulvidraco (yellow catfish), 2372 nucleotides. RefSeq names its product finTRIM family, member 82 (gene ftr82). The coding region runs from base 159 to 1889 and encodes 576 amino acids. The record is from RefSeq and is a predicted model, not a curated record. NCBI's taxonomy places the organism in Eukaryota, Metazoa, Chordata, Actinopteri, Siluriformes, Bagridae. Gene Ontology annotation, molecular function: zinc ion binding; protein binding. The transcript has 8 exons.